AAAUAAAUUUCACUAAUCCCCUGAUCAUCUGGCAGCAUUGUCGUUAUGGGGAUAAAUAGUUGAUUGAGCUUUACGCCGCUUUGGCAUAGCAUAGCAAGCGUGCUCCGCACCCAUACGUCAAACGCUGGCGGUGGGGAGUAGCAUGUAGGUGAGCAAUGGAGCUAGCGAAAUGUGCGCUGCCGCUGCCGAUGUGCUGAUUUCGUUGCUCAGCUUGCUGGUUCAUUCUUCAAAGCUACGUCGUGCAGGCGCUACGUACAAAUGUAUUCUAUCUAUCAACUAACACAUGCAAAUUCUAUUCAUACAUUAUUCCGCUAAAAUAGAACAAACGCGAAAAUAAACCCAAAAAAACGGUCGUAAAAUAAAUAUAAAAAUAUCAAACAAAAUUGUUGGCGUGUGCAGAACGCGUAAAAGGAACAAGUGUUUGCCAAAUUACUAAAAUCUUAAUAGUUUAGUGCAGCGUGAACAAACACACAAACAGCUGAGGGCUGAAUUAACCUACAAAUAUACGUAUAUUUUCAAAUUUACUAAUUUUAACGCAAGUACAUAAGCAAAACACCAAAUUUUAUCAAUAAAAUUUAAACUAAAUCAUAUAUAAAAAAAAGAAAACAACGAAGGCUGACAAAAAACGGAAAACACACAAAAUAAAUAUAAAAAAAUUAACAGUUAAGCAAAAUCUAAAAGAAAAAAAUAUUUGCGUACUGCAGAUAAACAACAUUAAUUGAGCGUUUUAUUUUAAGCACAAAUUAAUUAAACAACAACAAUCGCUUUUAAUUGAAACGAUUGUAUAAAUACACCGCCAAACAGGGAUAGCAACAACAACAACUACAAAAAAAACCAACACAACAAUAUUUCGUAGCGCAAAGUUAUAAAGCAACAAAAAAAAGUUAAUCAAAAUGGAAGCAAUUGCCAAACACGACUUCUCAGCAACUGCCGAUGACGAAUUGAGUUUCCGCAAAAGCCAAAUUUUAAAGAUUUUAAACAUGGAAGAUGAUUCAAAUUGGUAUCGUGCCGAAUUAGACAGUAAAGAGGGUCUCAUACCCAGCAACUAUAUAGAAAUGAAAAAUCAUGACUGGUACUAUGGCCGCAUCACACGUGCCGACGCUGAGAAAUUGCUCUCAAACAAACAUGAAGGUGCAUUCUUAAUUCGCAUUAGUGAAUCCAGUCCUGGCGAUUUCUCAUUAUCAGUCAAAUGCCCCGAUGGUGUGCAACAUUUCAAAGUUUUACGCGACGCACAGGGUAAAUUCUUCCUUUGGGUUGUUAAAUUCAACUCACUCAACGAGCUGGUGGAGUAUCAUCGAACCGCAAGCGUAUCGAGAUCGCAAGAUGUCAAAUUAAGAGAUAUGAUACAUGAAGAGAUGCUCGUGCAAGCAUUGUAUGAUUUUGUGCCACAAGAAUCUGGUGAAUUGGACUUCAGACGCGGCGACGUCAUCACCGUCACAGAUCGAUCUGAUGAGAAUUGGUGGAAUGGUGAGAUCGGCAAUCGGAAAGGCAUCUUCCCAGCAACCUAUGUAACGCCAUACCACUCAUAAUAGAAUAGAAACUCGUAAAAUAAUGAAUAUAUAAAUGAAAAUUACAAAAUAAAUGAAAGAAAAUUAAAAACAAAAACAAAAAAACACAAUAACAACAACAACAAAACACUGCAUACAAGAAACAAAAACAAUAAACGAACAUACAAAAAAAACAACAAUACUUGAAAAACGAACCACCAACAACAAUAAUAACAA
Molecule: messenger RNA, 1724 nt
Organism: Bactrocera dorsalis (oriental fruit fly)
Lineage: Eukaryota; Metazoa; Arthropoda; Insecta; Diptera; Tephritidae
Gene: drk
Product: growth factor receptor-bound protein 2
Exons: 6
Coding region: 894-1529 (211 amino acids)
Molecular function (GO): protein binding
Source: RefSeq, a predicted model, not a curated record